Malassezia vespertilionis is the source of this 7647-nucleotide messenger RNA. RefSeq names its product translational activator of GCN4 (gene GCN1). NCBI's taxonomy places the organism in Eukaryota, Fungi, Basidiomycota, Malasseziomycetes, Malasseziales, Malasseziaceae. The record is from RefSeq and is a predicted model, not a curated record. Gene Ontology annotation, cellular component: cytosol. Gene Ontology annotation, biological process: regulation of translation; cellular response to amino acid starvation. Gene Ontology annotation, molecular function: protein kinase regulator activity. The coding region runs from base 1 to 7647 and encodes 2548 amino acids. The transcript has a single exon.
AUGCGACCGCGCGACAUUCAAGCCUGGCUUCGCGGCGCGCACGAUGUCGAUGCGGACCCUCCGUACGACUCUGACGAUGAUAUGCAGCCUCACACCCAAACUUCGCGGAGCGAUGUGGGCACGUGCGGAACGUUUGACUGGGACGAUUUUACCGCGCGCGCAGCGCAAGUGCUGCACUCGACAAAACGCAAGCCGCGUGCAACUCUGCUGGAGACGUAUUUGCCCCAGAUUUCAUGCGAUGCAACAACGAUGUCUGCACAGCGACUCGAGGUGUACCAGAUGCUGUACAAAGCGUACCUCUUCCACACCGAGCGUUCCACGCGCCUUGCACUUCUUCGCAACGGCGCGUUGCUACUGGAUGCAGAUACCGCGCUUGUAGAUGCGCCGUGGAAGAGUACGCUUUUGCAGGCCGCAUCCAAGCAUCUCCAGAGCGAGGCGGAGCGCGUAUACAAUGCAAAAAGCCACGUCGGCGCACCACGCAGCGCAAUGGCCGCUGUGCAUGCGUGGCUGUGCAUGCUGCUCACCGCGCUCGUACGCAGCGAUGUACCUGGCCUUGGCGAAGCACCCGUUUGGGCUCCGCUUGUCCGCACUUUUGCGCACAGCUACGAUGCGCUGUGCUCGACACAGCCAGCAGGGCGCCGCGACAAGCUUUUGCCGGGCGAACUGCACCGUGCGUGGCGCAUGCUCCGUGCAGGCCACACACACCUCUCCUUAUUCCUGCAAACGCUGCUGGCCGUGCCGGAUACGUAUGCGUGGCGUGCUAUUUCCACGCUAGGCCUUGUGCUCGGCGUCUGCUACCGCAUGCCGCCCGACCGCAGCGCGGCGAUUGUAUCCGCCCACAAAAACGCAAUUUUGCAGUAUUAUACCACGCACGUUCUCAGUGCCAAGACAAGCGUUUCAGCGCAUGUCCUGCAAGCACUCGUCCCCUUUUUUCGCGCUGACGUUACGCAGCACGCCAUCGAGCUGCACGUCUUUCCGACCCUUGACAAGAUGCUGCUGCGCUCGCCCGACAUUGCGUGUGCCGGCGCUGCGACGCUGUUUUCCGCCGCACGCAUCGAUGCUACUGCAGUGCUGUCGCGUGUCCAGACGCCGGCGCUCGCCGCGCUCGGCUCGGCCAACGCGGCCACACGCAGCGGCGCACUGCGUCUCUUGGAAACACUGCUGCGCACCGCAACUAUCCAAGACGCCUACAUGGAUGCGGUGCUCAAAGCGUGCAAAGCGUGCGAGACGAGGAACGACGAGCAGCGCAGUGCUAUCUAUGCGCUGCUCCAACGCAUCCCGCCCGGCGCAUGGAGCACGCGCCUUCUGGAAGCGCUUGGCGCGCUCGUGCAAAAAGAGACACAGCCCGCGCCCUUGCACGCUGCAUGCACGGCAGCGUGGCGGCACACAACCGCCUCCCUUUCCCCAUCCCUGCUCAACGCGCUCGCGGCCAAGAUGCAAGCGCCGAAAAUAGCACUCCAUGCCGCCGUCAUGCAGUCGCUUGCUGCGCUGCACACGGCGCCGCCCGCGCUGCAUGACGCGCUGGCCCCUCUGUGCGAAGCGAGCGUAGAAAAAGGCGGCGCCGCGUCUUUCACAGCCCCUGAGUCCGCUUUGGAAGCGUGCGGCGCGGCUGCCUUCCUUGCGCUUGCCGCGCCAAAAGACGGCGCGUGCCCCGCGCUGCGGCCGCUACUCGAACCGAGCGACAAGAUGCCGUUUCUGCUCCAAGCGCGCGUCCUCCAAAAAAUGCACGAUGCGCAGCUCGAUGCCAGUGUGCACGUCCUUGCCCUGGAGCGGACACUUGCGUGGCGCCAAUGGUCCGUGCUGCACGAUGCAGCGUUGCAGUCGGCAGUUGUUGAGCUAGUGUACACUGCGAUCCUGCACCGCAUCUCUGUCCACGCACUGCUGCGCGCCAUGGCCACCCACGAUCGCCGCCUUUGCUUGCGCAUCGUCACGCGCGUUGUAUACACCAUGUUCCAGCGCGCUUCCCCUGCCUCUUUUUCGCGCGUGCUGCGCGAGCUUCUUUUUCUUCCGCUCGCGCACGAGCAAGCGCCGCUUGACGAUGCCGCCGCCGGCGAGCUUCUCAGCGAGCUUGUCGUCUACGCGCACCUCGCGCACCUUGACGAUGCCGAGCACGAGACAUUUGUGCAGCUGUGCCGCGCGGCUCGUUGCGACCCGUACCGCAUGGUUGCACAGCACCGCGCCGCGCUCCUCGACACUGUGCACGCCGCCCAAAACGACCCGCUACUCUGCGACGCCGCCGAGCAUGCCAUCUCGACGCUUGCGUUUAUCGCGCCCGACGCCAUUCUCGCCCCUGUCGCCGAGCGCGCUCUGCGCGACGCAGAACUUGACCGCCUCGCCGCCUUUUCCGCGGAGCAUCUCGCGAUUUGGGCCGCGCCGCACGACGUACCCUUUGUAAAUGUCGUACAUGCGCCGCGCAGCGACGCCGGCGCGCAAACGGGAAACAUGGAAAAGUGGGACGCGGAGGUGCGUGCAUCGCUGGCACAGAAAAAAGCACCGUCGCUCUCCAAAGAGCAGCAGCUCGCCAUCGCGCGCCAGCUCGACACGGAGCGCCAUCUCCGCGCGGAAAUUGACAGCGUGCGUGCGCGCAUUGCGACCGCCUUGCGCACGACCCAGCGCCUUGCGUGGAGCGGCGCGCCGAUCGGGCCAUACAUGGCCGCGCUCGCAGCGUCGGUGCGUGCGGCGCUGCGCCAUGCUUCUGUACGUGCGCUGGGGCUUGGCUCCUUGGCUGCCGCUACGCUCACCGCGCUUGCGUCGUGCUGCGAGGAGCGCGUCGCGCUCCUUGCGCACUUUGUCGUGCACGCCACGCUUCACGACGCCGAUCCUGCGCUGUGCUCGCCCGACUAUGCGCUGGGCUCCGUCGAGGCUGUCGAGCUGCGUGUGCUGUACGAGCUGCGCCUCUUGGUAGACGCCUCUCCUCUCACGCUUCCUAGCGCUGCCUUUUUUCUCCCAUGGAUUGCCGCCAUGGUCGAGCGCGCGCGCCUCACUGGCGACGAAGCACGCGACGACGCCGUGGUCGAGCGCGUGCAGCUUGCGCUCGAUAUCUUUGGCGCGCACAGCGCGCACGCCGCGCACGCCGACUUUCCCUGCGCCGCGGUUGUGCACGCUCUUCUCGCCGCUGCGCGCACCUGCUCCAUGCUUGCGCACGACGCGGUGCAGGUGCUGCGUGCGUACGGCGCGGCGAUUGCGCGCGCGCACCGCAACGCUACAUCGCUCGUGCAGCUCCUUUUGCACGCGGCGCUUUCGGAAGAGCGCCGCGUGCGCGACGGCGCGCUGCAGUGCCUCUUGCCGAUGGAUUUGACCGAGAUCGCGUUCAGUCCCGCGCUAUUCAUUGCCAUGCACGACGCCGACGAGGAGCUUGCCAAAAUUGCCGCGCAGAUCUGGACAGAGAAUGAUAUGGACGUGGUGCCGAGCUACACGGCGGUGCUUGUGCCUAUGCUCGAGCACGCACACCACUACACACGCGCCACCACGCCGCGUGCGAUUGCCAGUGCGUGUGCUGUGCAUCCCGACACGCUGGACGAGUUGCGCGCUGCGCUCUGUGCGCUCUACAGCGCAAAGAACUACUCGCUUGCGCCUGCCUACGACCAGUACGGCAUGGUCAUUGACGCGACGCUCAACCGCGAGGACCCAUGGCCAGCGCGCCUUGCUGUCGCGCAGACAUUUGUCGCGCUCGCGCCGCAGUGUGCGCCGGCGGAUCUCGUGCCUUUCCUCCAGUUUGCCCUGCCGAGUGGCGCGGCGCUGAGCGAUCGCGAGGAUGCUGUGCGUGGCGCAAUGCUCAGCGCUGCUACGCGCAUGGUCGAGCUGCACGGUGCCCCUGUCCUUGCUGCGCUUUUUGCCACGCUCGAGAGCGCGCUGCAGGAGCAAGGUGACGACCGCGUGGCCGAGGCGAGUGUGAUUCUCUUGGGGUGCGCCGCGCAGCAUUGCGAUGCGCAAGAUGCACAGGUGCAAAGGAUCGUCGACCGUCUCCUUGCCGCGCUCCGCACACCGUCCGAGAUGGUCCAGGAAGCCGCCGGGAGCUGUCUUGUGCCGCUGAUGCGCAACGAACUUGUCGCGCGUGCCAUGCCUUGCAUGGUCGACCAGCUCCUCGGCGCGCUGCUCCACGGCGAUACGUACGCGGCGCGGCGCGGCGCGGCGUAUGGCCUCGCUGGCGUCGUGCUGGGCGGCGGCAUCGGCCAGCUGCGCGCAUUGCGUAUCUUUGGGCGUCUCCGAGACGCCGUGCAGGAUACCAAAUCGAGGACAGGGCGCCAGGGCGUUAUGUUUGCGUACGAGGUGUUUGCGCGCACGCUACGCGUCCUCUUUGAGCCGUACGCCAAGGAUCUUUUGCAGGACAUGCUCCUGUGCUUUGGCGAUACGCACGCGGACGUGCGCGAAGCGACAAGCGACGCGGCGCGUGCGCUGAUGCAGAGCAUGAGCGGCCAGUGCCUCAAACUCACCCUCCCAGAGCUCCUCGCCGGUUUGGAAGAGAAGCAGUGGCGCACCAAGAAAGGCGCCAUUGAGCUGCUCGGCGCCAUGGCGUGGUGUGCUCCGCGCCAGCUCUCUGCGGCGCUGCCGACAGUGAUCCCGAGGCUGAGCGAGGUGCUGACCGACUCCCACACGCAGGUGCGCAACGCGGGGAACAAGUCGCUGAAGCAGUUUGGCGAGGUGAUCCACAACCCCGAGAUCCACCAGCUCGUUCCCACGCUCCUCAAAGCGCUCGUCGACCCGAAUGCCAAGACAAGCGUCGCGCUCCAAGCGCUCCUCGAUACCAAGUUUGUCCACUACAUCGACGGCCCCUCGCUCGCGCUCAUUGCGCCCAUCAUCGAGCGCGGAUUGCGCGAGCGCAGCGUCGCGGCGCAGAAACACGCGGCGCAAAUCGUGGGCAACCUCGCGUCGCUCACGGCCCCGCGCGACUUUGUGCCGUACUUGGCGCGCUACACGCCGCUUGUGCGCCACGUCCUCGUCUCGCCCGUGCCCGACGCACGGAGCGUCGCGGCGCGCGCGCUCGGCACGCUCGUCGAGCGCCUCGGCGAGGCCCACUUUGCUGCGCUGAUCCCCUCGCUGAUGCAGGUGCUGCAGACCAACGCCACCGGCGUCGAUCGCCACGGCGCCGCACAGGGCCUCGCCGAAGUGCUCGCGGGCCUGGGCCUCGAGCGCAUGGAGCACCUCCUUCCCAGCAUCAUUGCCAAUACACAGGCGCGCGCCGCGUACGUCCGCGAAGGCCACCUCGCGCUGCUCAUGUACCUUCCCGCGACGUUCGGCGCACGCUUUGUGCCGCACCUCGUGCAUAUCGUUCCCCCCAUCAUCGCGAGCAUCGCCGACGACGACGAGGCUGUGCGGGACGCGUCGAUGCGCGCUGGCCGCAUGAUCAUUGUGCACUACCAGGCCAAGGCCGUGGAGCUGCUCCUUCCCCAGCUCGAGCCGUGUCUGACGGAGCAUAGCUGGCGCGUGCGCUUGUCAGGGCUGCAGCUCGUGAGCGAGCUCCUCUUCCGCCUCUCGGGCAUCUCGCGCCACGCCGACACCGACGCCGACGCCGACGCCGACGAGGAGCGCGACGCGGCCGUGCCGAACUCGGCGCACAAGGCGCUCGCCGCGGCCCUCGGCGUCGAGCGCCGCACGCGCCUCCUUGCUGCGAUCUACAUCCUGCGCCAGGACCCCAACAUCCCCGUGCGCCAGGCCGCGGCGCACACGUGGAAAGCGCUCGUGCAAAACACGCCGCGCACCGCGCGCGAAACGCUCCCGGUGAUGCUCGAUCUGCUCCUCACACUCCUCGCGGCCGCGGGCUCGGAGCAGCGCGAAAUGGCAAGCCGCACCUUGGGCGAGCUCGUGCGCAAGCUCGGCGAAAAAAUUCUCCAGGAAACCAUCCCCAUCCUCGCACAGCGCGCCAUCCACGCGCCGGAAGCAGCCACACGCGCGGGCGUGUGUGCUGCCCUCACGGACAUUUUGAGCAACGCCACCAAGGCACAGCUCGAGGACCACCAGCAGGCGAUCAUGGCCAUUGUGCGCUGCGCCCUCGUCGACGCCGCGCCAGCGGUGCGCCAAGCCGCGGCGCAGGCCUUUGAUAAAGUGCAGCGCCAUCUCGGCAGCCACGCGGUGGAUGCGACACUCCCUACUUUGCUCGACGCACUGCACGACGAGCAGCGUGCAUCGACAGCACUCGCUGCGCUGCGCGAAAUGGUGCGCACGCGCGCCGACGCCAUCUUCCCGCUGCUUGUUCCCGCGCUUGCACAGGUGCCGAUGCGCGCUGCGCAGGCCACCGCGCUCGCCGCCUUGGUCCCGGUGGCCCACGCAGCGCUCGCGCCCCACAUUAGCGCGAUUCUCAGCAGCGCCGCGCGCACACUGCUCGACGCGCGCGUCCCUGCGCUCGACCUUGCGCCGCCCAUGGCGCCGCUUGGCGAGGCCAUCGACGCGGUCUUUUCGAGCAUUGCCAGCGUAGACGCACUGCACCAGGCCAUGGUGCAGCUCCUCGGCUGGAUGGGCUCGCGCGAAGGCGCGCCCAGGCGCGCCCAGGCAUGCCAGCUCUUUGUGCGCUUCUGCCGCGCGGCGCCGCGCGACCUCGACUGGAGCGAGUACGCGGUGGACUAUGUGCGCCGGCUCGUGUCGCUCAUGGACGAGGACGAGGAGGAAGCGCUGUACGCGGCGUGGACUGCGCUCCAGGCGCUUUUGGAUGCACACCCCAAGGACGCGUGCACGCCACUGGUGGUGCCGCUGCGCCGCGCCUUGGCGUCGGUCGGCGCCGCGGGCACGCCUUUGCGCGGCCUGCAGCUCCCGCGCGGCGCCCAGCCCUUUGUCGCGCCUUUCCUUUACGGACUGCUCCACGGCAAUGUGGAGCAGCGCGAGGCGGCGGCGGCGGGGCUUGCGGAGCUUGUGGAAAAGUCGGGCGCGGAGGAGAUCAAGCCGUUUAUCACCUCGAUGGUCGGGCCGCUCAUCCGGCUCUGCGGCGAUCGCCAUGCACCCCCGGUGAAAGUUGCGAUUCUCGACGCGCUCGAUACCAUGGUCCGCCGCGUGCCGCGCCUUGUCCGUGCAUUCUACCCCCAGCUCCAGCGCAGUUUCCAAAAAGCCCUGGGCGAUCCCAGCAGCAACACGGUGCGCAUGCACGCGGGCGCAGCGUUGGGGCGUCUCAUGGCGCACCAAACGCGCAUCGAGCCUGUCGUGCUUGAGCUGGUCCACGCCAUGCAAGCGUCGCUACACGGCGUCCACUCCAAUGCCGACGGUGUGGAUGUGGGCGAUGCGAUGGCCAUGGCGCUCGUGCACGUCUUGGAGCACGCGCCGCCCGAGAAGCGUGCCGACGCGCGUGCACACACGCUUGAUGUGCUGCGUGCCGCAUUUUAUGCGCCAACCGAGCCGCGCGACGCGAUGAAAAAAGCCAUGGCCGCGCUCAUGGCUGCCAUGCUGCGCUUUGACUCGGCGUCGGUGGUGGAUACCAUGCGCGAGACCAUGCUGUCGCCUGUGCCGACCGAUGUGCAGCUUGCUGCGUGGAGUGUCGGUGCGUGUAUGGACGUGGCGCCAGAGGCGCUGUAUGCCAUUGCCGACCCUGUUGCUCUUGCGCGGCAGGUAGCGGCAUGGCUCAACGACGCGCCGUCUGUUGCGCGCCCCGCGAGGGAAGCGCGCGACUUGCUCAAACGCACGCCGCCGUGGAGCGACGACGAGCGCGUGCAACAUGCUCUGUAG